Panonychus citri (citrus red mite) is the source of this 1012-nucleotide messenger RNA. RefSeq lists its product as uncharacterized. NCBI's taxonomy places the organism in Eukaryota, Metazoa, Arthropoda, Arachnida, Trombidiformes, Tetranychidae. The transcript has 4 exons. The record is from RefSeq and is a predicted model, not a curated record. Bases 214 to 945 code for a protein of 243 amino acids.
UCACAAUAAGCACAAUCAACAAUAAUUAUCGGUCAACUUAAAACUUCAAACUGGUCACGUAACAAUCACAAUUUAAUCAAGGGCGAUGAUACAAGUGGAUUAAAGGGCAAGUUUGGUUAAUUAAAUUGCUAAUAAUCAACAAUCUAAUCAUGACAGAGUAUAAAUACAGACAGUGUUUUAAAUUUUCUAUUCAUUGAUUCAAUUGAAAUCAUCAUGUAUUCAUCAACAAUCUUAAUCAUUGCUCUUCAACUAACAAUCAAUGUUGGUAUAAUUAUCGGUGCUCCAAGAAGUGGUAAAGUUAAUUGUACUGAUUAUCGACACAAUUUGGACGUUUGGUCAAAUGAACUUUUACCUUUGGCCGAUCGAGCGAUACCUUUACCAACUACACCCGAAGAAUUGAACAAUGACCAUUGUGUCCGAUCAAAAGCCGCUUCGAAAAAGUUGAAAGAUCUUCGAGUUUGUUUGAAACCUUUUCCGUCUCAAGUUCUCGAUGUGAUCUUGUCGGGUGCUCGAAAAACCAUGAGAAACACAUGUAACACCUUCGAAGCCCGUCAAGAGUUUGUCGCCAAAACCGCUUGCAUGAGAGAGAGUGGACAAUAUCCAAAGGCCAUCGAUUGUGUUGACCGUUAUGUUGCCGAAAUGGAGUAUGUUCGAGAUCAUAUCGAUAACCUCGACAUGAAGAUUCCUUACACUUGUUGCUACUAUUGGAAAACUCGAAGGUGUUUCCUUAAUGUCGUCGCUGCUAAUUGUAAUCAAGCUUCACUUAACUAUUCAACUGAGCACAUGGACUCAUUGUUUACUGAAACAACUGAUUUACUUUGCAAUAAAUGGGAAGAGGAAUCAACUAAUUGUGCUAAAUUAGCUCCUUUACAUUUAAACCGAAAGGCAGUCAAACAUUCAUUAACUUUUGUCUUACCAAAUCUUGACAUUUACACUCAAACGUAGACAACAAUUUACUAAUCAAAUACACUCUAACUUAUUGUUUUCCAAUAAAAUUGUUAAUUUUCAUAAA